GGAAAUAUUUCAGUGGGACAAAGACCAAGGCGACGAUUUUUUCCUUUAUUUAGCUCCCAUCUCGUUAAAAUAGAAAUUUCCCCAGAAAUAUUCUAGAACAAUUCGUAACCAAAUUGUAGACUUAUUAGUCACCAAAAUUAUACUACCUGAAUCCGUAUUUUCUCAUAUAAACGUUGAAAUUAAGAAAAGGAAUCUCGCCAUACGCUGCAUAAUAUAUUUCUUUGUUGCCCGCAUAAUAAUAGUAAUUCCAUCGUCACGUCACUCGCACUCGUCAUGAUUAGUCCAGAGUUCGAAUAGAUAGGUGCAUGGAUAUCGCUAAUAAAAAUCGCUAAACAGAUAUAUCGUACAUAAUUUAGUAACACAAUUAUUGAUGGAAAUCUACAAAUUUAAUGAAUAAACGAAACGAAAUUCAUACCCCGGAAGCAUAAAACGUUACAUGGUAACUUAGCUCUGUGUUUUUCGUGGUGGGAGUGGCGUUGCAUGUUAUUACUUAUCUCUCAUUAAAUGUGAUUCUAGAAUAGCUUAUCAAAAUGUAAAAUAUAGCAGAUUUUGUGCGAAAGACGAGGUGAAAAGGAGUGAAAAGUGCAACAAUUGAUAAAUAUGGACGCAGUAUAAAGGGUGCAGUAUUUCGCAUCAUCUCGCCAGUCUGGUGGACAGUAGAUCUUCGUGGAGGCUCAAAUUGUCACCUGAAUUUGAAAACCAACCAACUAAAAGUUAAUCACGUUAAUAAUUAAUAAUAAUAAUGUUAUCCUGUCGCCCUGCAGUGUCACGCAUAAUAAUUAAUCCCGUGCUUCAGUGCAAGUGUGAAGAAAUCAAAAUGAGAAUAUUGUUAUUGACGACUGUGUCGUUUUCUUCGGGCUAUUUUAAUUCUGUUUGGAAGUGAAAGUUGGUUCGUGCAGUGGUGCAGGUGCAGUGUCUUACGCAAAAGUAAUAAUAAUAAUAAUACACGAAUUACUACGCAUCGUCAUCAUAAAAAUAUUUUUUCCAAGUCGACCCAUUUUAUUUCCAUCCCGUUUUACUAUUUUAUUUUGUCGCAAAUGAAUGAAAUUUGAAGUCGAGAGAUCAAGAAUUUUCAAAGAGAACAGGAAACGAUAAAACAUCAAGAAGAAAAACAUCCCGUCACGUGGAAAGUUGGUUGGUCAACGGAUUUAUUGAUGCAGGCAAAAGUUUAUUGAUCCGAAACCAGAAACUAUGGGCUCAAAAUAAGAACUCAAAACCGCCCCGAAUUACUAAAAAUUUACCUGAAGUGAGUGAAAGUGAAGUAUAUUUAGUUAUAAUUUGUAUUAACUCAACAAAGAAGCAGUCCGAAGAGCAUUCAUUCCAUCAGAAAAUAAAAUACUGCGGUUAAUAAAACCAUAAUUCUUCUCAAUUAUGUCUCUUAUUUCCUACCCCACAAUCGUCUCAAUCUUCCCUUCGCAACGCAAAGACUAUUACAACAACUUUUUGUCCUGACGAAAACCAAGCUCGUUCCCCUGUCCCAAAGGAAGAAAAACUUUUGUGACUAUCGAGCAAAAGUGAAAAGCGCCACCCCACAACCACACCCACCCCCGACGACAAAGUUAUAAAUACCCCUCUGCCAAGUAAUAAUCCUUCUCUCCUUGCACGAUGGGAUCUUCAUCAUCGGUCCGCAUCAUCCUGCUCAUCGUGACCUGUGUCCUCUACCCGGUUGUAGAUGCCCGUGAAUUGUACACCCCGCAACAACGCCACCACUUCCUCCAGGAAAUAGUGCCCAUCACUCAGCCCUCGCCCGAUGCAAAUGAGGCCAACAAGCACCCGACCAGCACGGAAGACAGCACUUCUGCGGAUGAUUUCUACCCGAGGCAGGAUUUGCCCUUGUCUUCGGACGAGUUUGACGGCGGAUCGGUAGAAAUUGAAAGUCAUGGCAAGAAAUUGUUACCCCGGACCCAGAAGGUCAUCCAACAGCAGAUUUUGCCGUCGUCGUCAUCGUCGUCGUCACGUCAAAAAUGUGACUGUGCUACGCAGCCACCGGUCCACGUGAUUGGAAUGAGUUUCGAGUAUGAGUCGGACAAGAAACGUGUCGAGUAUGACGACUCCAGCUCGCCGCACAUUUUGGAGGGGACGCCACUCAAAAUCCGACUUUAUGGGAGGUUCGACGACACGACUUUCUUCAAAGUGUCGAAAUUCCAUAAAUGUGAUGACCCCAGUAAUCGCGAGAUGCCCGUCAAAGUCACCAACAUCGCCCCCACUGGGACCUCCGCCAUCGUCCACAUCACCCUCCCCCGCUACGGAGAACUUGACGAGAUCUUCAUCUGCCUCAACUCCUCAUCCUCGCCCAGCUUCGUUCGCCAAGGGGAAAUCGUCCUCGAUGGUGAGACGGCGAUGCCCGAGCCCUGGUUGGUCAUCAAGCUGUACAAGGCGAUGCUUCCCCUGUGGCUGCACUUCCUCCUGCUCUCCACCCUCCUCGCCCUCUCCGGCCUCUUCUCCGGCCUCAACCUCGGGCUCAUGAGUCUCAACAAGACCGACCUCAAGAUAAUUAUCAACACUGGCACCUUGGACGAACGCAGCUAUGCCGCCGCCAUUGCACCCGUACGAAAUCACGGCAACUUCCUCCUCUGCUGCCUGCUCUUCAGCAACGUUUUGGUCAACGCGUCCCUCACAAUAUUGGUUGACGACUUGACAUCGGGACUCAUUGCAAUUAUGAUGUCAACCCUGGCCAUCGUAAUUUUUGGGGAGAUAAUUCCUCAAGCGAUCUGUUCCAGACAUGGGUUAGCUGUUGGAGCGAAGACCAUUUACGUCACAAAGUUCUUCAUGUGCAUCACUUGUCCAUUGGCGUAUCCUUUAAGUAAGAUUCUUGACCGGAUAUUAGGCGAAGAAAUUGGAAGUGUUUAUACGCGAGAAAGAUUGAAGGAAUUAUUACGGGUUACGAAAGAUCAUCACGGUCUGGCAAUUGAGGAAGUUGGCAUUAUUUCUGGGGCAUUGGACAUGAAGACUAAAACGGUGAAGGACAUUAUGGUUCGACUUGAAUCCGUUUUCAUGCUUCCGAUCGAUGCAGUCCUUGACUUUGAAACCUUUGCUUUUAUCGAAUACCAAGGAUACUCUCGAAUUCCCGUCUACCAGGAGGACCGUUCCAACAUUGUUGGGCUACUCAACGUUAAGCAACUCACUUUAUUGGAUGCCAACGACAACAUUCCACUCAAAACUGUGAUUGAGUAUUAUCAGAAUCAGUUGUUCUUCGUGUUUGAGAACGCACGACUGGAUUACAUGUUCCGCACUUUUAGAGAAGGAAACAAGGGCCACAUGGCGUUUGUCCAGCAAAUAAAUGACGAAGGCGAAGGCGACCCGUUCUACCAAACCAUUGGUCUCGUCACGUUCGAGGAUGUAUUGGAGGAACUUCUACAGGCCGAAAUUAUGGAUGAGAGCGACAUCGGAAAGCAAGAAGCACGCUUAGCCCCCAACAACAAACGCGAACCCAUAAAACCAUUCGAUUCUAAGCGCAAACCAAAAGUUCGUGUCGAAAUUCCAGCCCCAUUGGCGUUGGCAGCUGUCCAAUUUUUGAGCACAAGUGUCGAACCCUUCAAGAAAGAGUGGCUUUCCGUCGCCAUUCUGCAACGGCUCGUUCGUGGGUGUGCCCAGUACAUAAAAAUGCCAAAAGAUAAGGGGAAUCAGCACCUCCCAGAGAUGUACCUUUACGAAUCGGGCAAGCCAUCCGAGUAUUUCGUCAUGGUUUUGGAAGGACGCGUCGAGGUUACCGUCGGAAAAGAAAACUUGACCUAUGAAAGUGGCGCAUUCACAACGUUCGGGAAGGAUUUCUUUAUCUCAGAGUUAGCUCAGGAACAAAGUGGAGCCACCUCGCCAACCCCGACCUCCGAAAGGGGGGAUUCUUCCUGCUCAUCAUCACUCUUCAAACCGAAACGACGCACCUUUAUCCCCGACUACACGGUCCGCGUGGCGACUGACUUGCACUAUUUAAUGAUGAAGUUCAGUGCCUACAAGGCCGCCAUGCUGGCCACGGUUAUCGAACGGAGUAACGCCGACCCGUCCAAGAUUCAGAAUAAAAAUUGGCGAGAUGAAAUUGACAAGGUCUUGGAAAGAGGUGCAGCUGGAGAGGAGGACAACACGUCAGAGUCAAGUAGACGGCCCCGCAUGUCGAGAGACGAAAGUUUCAAAACCUACAAAUUCGGUACUGACACAGAACCAGCGAGCAGGAAAACGUCCCUCGUCGCCAUAGGGGAAAAUAACGGUGGGAUUCAUAGCGGAACGGGUGCCUCUUCCUGCAACAGAUUGUCCACGAUACCCGCAUCAAGCAACGAAACGAACCAUAACGGUCGAGCUCAUGGAGAGGAUGCCGAAGAGACGAGCAAAUUAUUGUGAAUAUUUUUUUUAGUCUUGGACGAUCGUCACAAAAAAGUGGACAGAUUUUUAUUUUCCAUUUUCCAGAAUUUCACUUCAUUCACUUGACUAACACGGAUAAACUUUUGAAAAAAAAAUCACUAACUUUUCUCGUCAUGAUUUCCAAUUGCUCAAAAAUUGAAGGCAGCAACAAAAUAUUCACAAAUCGAUACAAUUUGAAAUUAAAAAUAACCAAAAAUGACAUGUACAUGACCUUCCCUCGUCACCAUUAGUAAAUAGAUUGGCAACAAUUGAUCCGUCUUUUUUUAAAGUUGCUGUUCCUUUUUCCGUAAUUUUUGUCUUCCAACCUUUUUUGUACUGGAAAAAGUCAUAUUUUUUGUCACAAUGAAAAUGCGAAUUUAAUUUCCAUAUUAUUUUUUUGCUUGCUUUAAAAACUCGAGAGGCAAGGGUAGUAAAAUCGAAGCUCAUCCAUCACAUUUUACAACUCGUUUUUUAAAAGAUUUUGUGUAUGUACCAAUCAUCAUCAGACUGUUUUUUUUUAUUUUUCAUAUUAUGAUUUCGUGUUAUAAAAAAUUCCAAAUAGUCAGACUUUUUUUCUUUAAUGAAUCGUGAUCUAGUUAAUCAUCAUCGUCGUGUAUGUACAUUAUAAAGCAAAGUAUAUAUGUAUUUAAAUAGCUGGCUAGUUAGUAAAUACAUAAGGCCACAUUGAGAAUAUGUAAAAAGUGUUAUGUAUUUAUUAGGAAAUAAAACAAAUUAUAUAUUAAAA
Messenger RNA from Folsomia candida, 5077 nucleotides. RefSeq names its product metal transporter CNNM4. Gene Ontology annotation, biological process: magnesium ion homeostasis; transport. Lineage: Eukaryota; Metazoa; Arthropoda; Collembola; Entomobryomorpha; Isotomidae. Gene Ontology annotation, molecular function: transmembrane transporter activity. Bases 1606 to 4332 code for a protein of 908 amino acids. The transcript is spliced from 17 exons. The record is from RefSeq and is a predicted model, not a curated record. Gene Ontology annotation, cellular component: plasma membrane.